AUGAAUAGUUCUUUGACAUAUUCACAUGAAAGUUUUACACGAUGGAUAUCAAGUAUAAUAUCUCCAAUAAUAUUACUUGGUUGUGCUAUUGGAAAUAUAAUAUCUUUUAUUGUUUUAUUACAACCACGUCUUCGUCGACAAACAACAUCAAUUUAUUUAGCAAUUCUGUGUGUUGCUGAAAUAGGAACAUGUUAUACUGGUCUUUUAAGACAAUUUUUACUUGAUGCCUUUAAUCUUGAUAUUCGAAGAAUAAAUUCAUUUACAUGUCGUACACAUAUUUAUUUAACAUAUAUAUUUCUUCGUUUAGCACCAUUAUUACUUGCUCUUGUUACAUUACAACGUUAUCUUUAUGUUACUCAUCGUGCUAUAUGUUCUUUAAAAUCAACAUGUAUACAAUUAUUUUGUAUAUUUUUAUUUGUUUUUUUAGCUGAAUCACAUUUAUUUAUAUUUUAUGAAUUAACUUAUCCAGAUAUACGACCAAGAAGUGAUUAUAUACCAUUUGAAUGUACUGUAGAUGAAAUUCGUUAUAAAAUUUAUUAUAAAUUUCGUAGUAGAAUCUAUCCAAAAUUAGCAUUCGUAGCAUAUACAAUAGUUCCGUUAACUGUUAUUAUUGUUGGAAAUGUUUUAUUAGUACGAACAGUACGACAAGCAUCAGAUCGUUCACGUUCAAAAUCAAAAAAAAAACGUUCAGUAACAAAAAUGUUAUAUGCUGUUAGUAUACUUUAUACAGUAUUAACAUCUCCAGCAUCAAUAUUUCUUGCAAUAGCACCAACUAGUUAUCAAUUAGCACCAGCAUUUCGUUUACAAUGGACAUUAUUACGUUUAUUAUUUUAUUUAUGUCAUUCAGUUAAUUUUUUAUUAUUUUGUGCAAGUGGAACAUUUUUUCGACAAGAAUUUGUUUCAUUUAUAAAUUCAAAUUGUGGUUUUCGAAUUAAUUGGAGACAUAAUGAACAUCGUGCUGGUGAUAUUGGUGGUAUAAGUAAAUUUGAAGAAGAAACAUUACAUCACAGUAUUCAAUAUAAAAAUCCUAGUGAAUAUAGUUUUGCUAAAAUUGAAAAACAAAAUUCAAAAUUAAAUGGAGCAUCAACAGAAAAUCCAGUAGACUUAUAA
Messenger RNA from Rotaria sordida, 1110 nucleotides. Lineage: Eukaryota; Metazoa; Rotifera; Eurotatoria; Philodinida; Philodinidae. The record is from the annotation of a GenBank genome assembly.